GCCAAAACGAGCGCAAGCAUGUUCUGCCCCUUUAAGUCUUUCGGGCGACACAUGAUUGCUUCUUAACCAAUCAUCGUUAAUCCAUUAUCAAUCAGCGACUGCGCAGGUUAAUUGCGUCGAUAUACGGCGCCGUAGAGUGGCCGAGAAGUCCUAUAGUGUGGCUUGGUUUGUAAGUGUUCGACAAGCUGGAGGGAAUUAUUGGAAACAUGAUCGAACAAAACAAGCGGAAGGGAAUGGAACUGGUGCCGGUACAGGCGAAAAAGCCAAGGAAUGAGUUGGUGGUUUCGGGUCCCCCAAGAUCGUCCAGUAUUCAAGCUCCAAUCAUGCUGCUUUCUGGUCAUGAAGGAGAAGUGUAUUGCUGCAAAUUUCAUCCCAAUGGUGUAACACUGUCUUCUGCAGGAUUUGACAGACUAAUCCUGCUAUGGAAUGUAUAUGGUGACUGUGACAAUUAUGCAACUUUAAAAGGACACAGUGGAGCAGUGAUGGAGCUUCAUUACAAUACAGAUGGGAGUCUGCUAUUCUCUGCAUCAACUGAUAAAACUGUUGCUAUUUGGGACUGUCAAACAGGAGAGAGGGUAAAGCGGUUAAAGGGACAUACAUCAUAUGUGAAUUCAUGUUACCCAGCAAGGAGGGGACCUCAACUUAUAUGCACCGGGAGUGAUGAUGGCACAGUGAAGCUAUGGGACUUCAGGAAAAAGGCUGCAGUACAGACCUUCCAGAAUACAUAUCAGGUACUGUCUGUCACAUUCAAUGACACCAGUGACCAGAUCAUCUCAGGAGGCAUUGACAAUGACAUCAAGGUAUGGGACUUGAGACAGAACAAGCUUAUGUAUACAAUGAGAGGUCAUGGUGACUCUGUGACAGGGCUUAGCCUCAGUUCUGAGGGCUCCUAUCUUCUGUCCAAUGCUAUGGACAACACAGUACGUGUUUGGGAUGUCCGCCCUUUUGCUCCAAAAGAGAGGUGUGUGAAGAUAUUUCAAGGAAAUGUGCACAAUUUUGAAAAGAACCUGUUACGUUGCUCUUGGUCUGCUGAUGGAAGCAAAAUAGCCGCAGGCUCAGCAGACAGAUUUGUUUAUGUUUGGGAUACUACAUCACGCCGGAUCCUUUACAAACUUCCUGGGCAUGCUGGGUCUGUCAAUGAGGUGGCUUUUCACCCUGAGGAGUCCAUUAUUCUCUCUGCCUCCAAUGACAAGAGAUUGUAUAUGGGGGAGAUCCAGUGAUUCACCCAGUGCACACAGACCAUGAAAAGCCCAAUAAACCCCUUGGUUAUCAGACACAUACAACAGUGUGUCUGCUCUGUUUUAAUGGAAUUUUCUUUGUAUGGCAUGGACUUCUAGCAGGCUUGCCUAAGACCUUGGUAUUCCUGUAAUAACAUGACCUUUACAAAGGCUUUGUUUUGGAUGUUUUUUCUCUCAGGGCAUCAAAAACUAAUAGACACCCCAGCCACACCAGUAUAUUCACUGGCUUGAUAUGGACUCUGUAAUACUGGGUUUGUAAAUCAUGUUUAUUUUAUAUGAUAAACUGUUUUUAUUAGAAUUUGUUGUUUAACUCUAUUAAGUAUGUUUUACCAUUUCUGAUAAAUGUGGUCUCCUAUGUUUGAAAAGUGUUAUUGGGUUAAUAGAUUUUUUUUUUUAGUGAUAAACAGUUGAUCGAGUAAGUUUUUAGUUCAUCUUGCAAUAAUGCAAUAAAUGUAUCCCUUUAUUAAAA
Xenopus laevis (African clawed frog) is the source of this 1707-nucleotide messenger RNA. It is a transcript of the gene snrnp40.S, whose product is annotated as small nuclear ribonucleoprotein, U5 40kDa subunit S homeolog. Gene Ontology annotation, biological process: RNA splicing, via transesterification reactions. The record is from RefSeq and is marked provisional. NCBI's taxonomy places the organism in Eukaryota, Metazoa, Chordata, Amphibia, Anura, Pipidae. Gene Ontology annotation, molecular function: RNA binding. Gene Ontology annotation, cellular component: nucleus; U5 snRNP; catalytic step 2 spliceosome.